AUGUCAUCUCCCAAGACCAACGAGUCCCCUGUCCGCAAGUCCACCGACUCUGCCGGUCGUCGUAGAUCAAGCUCGGGCAUGUUCGCCGGAAUGCAAGAGUACAAGAGAGAAAGUCCAGCCCACGCCGCCAGAAGAGCGAGCAUCAAAGAGCAAUCCAUUGGCAGCGGUGGCUUAUUGGCCAAUGUAUGGAACAGCACGUUCAAGGGUGACAAGAAGUGA
Molecule: messenger RNA, 219 nt
Organism: Ramularia collo-cygni
Lineage: Eukaryota; Fungi; Ascomycota; Dothideomycetes; Mycosphaerellales; Mycosphaerellaceae
Exons: 3
Coding region: 1-219 (72 amino acids)
Source: RefSeq, a predicted model, not a curated record